AUGAAGUUUGGCUGCAUCGGCGAUUCCAUGAACCUCACAAGCCGGCUGCAGGGGCUCUGCCGAAUCUACGAUCGCGAGGUCAUGUGCUCUGAUGCCACCCACCAACAGUUGCGGGGCAUGGUCUGUCGGAAGAUCGGAGACCUCCAGGUCAAAGGCCGCCAAGAGCCGACGGUUGUCUACGAAGUCAUGGGUUGCGACGGCAGCAUGCCAGCGCAGGCCAAUGCUCUGAGCUUCCAGGCACCCAUCAACAUCGAGUAUAGCUUGGACUGGCACAUGGACAUCACGACGUACAUGGAGGGUCGCAGUGCCGACGACUAUGUCGUCUACGACCGAUACGAUCGGCUCGUCUAUGUGAACCCGACUCUUGCUCCUCAUCCGGACUGCUUCCCCCUGAGGGUCCAGUUGAAGGAGAACAGCGCCCACGGAUCCUCUGCCAGGGGUGGCAACUCAGUCCGAUGGCAUUGGACAUCUGACUCCAGCAUGAGUGCAGGACCGCCUGAGGAGAUACCCAGCAGGACGGAACCCAAGGUACAAAAGAACGGUGGCCUCGUGCUCCCUCUUUUCCGGCCCCCGAACGCACGUUCGAGCCGCGAAGAGCACUCGGCGAGAUUCAGCCCUCCCUGCCUCCUCACAUCUCGGCGGAGCCCGAGGCCUGAUGGCUACGAGGGCCGACACGCCUCCUGCAGCCCACCGCCCCAGGUCAUCGGCCACUCGCCCCACUACCCUCCCACCACUCCAGGAGACCGCACCACUCCGGGUGACCGCACCACAGUGGGGGACCGCACCACACGGACGAUGGGAGGUGGGGCGACCAGCACAGCUGCCUCAGCAUCUCAUUACAUGUCGAUCCCGUCACCAUCGCCGGGGUCGAGAUCCGGAG
Symbiodinium necroappetens is the source of this 880-nucleotide messenger RNA. The record is from the annotation of a GenBank genome assembly. Lineage: Eukaryota; Dinophyceae; Suessiales; Symbiodiniaceae.